AAAACUUGUUACGUUCACUACAAUUCUACAAAUUAGGGUUGUUCUCCCCAAAUUCAAUUGAAUCGAUAUGGCUGCUGAAAAAGAGUUAUAUAUAUACAAUACAAUGACCAAACAAAAGGAAAAAUUCACUCCAAUUGUUCCCGGAAAUGUCUCUAUGUAUAUCUGUGGCGUUACUUCUUAUGACUUUUCUCAUAUUGGUCACGCUCGUGCUUACAUUGCCUUUGAUGUCCUUUUUCGGUACUUGAAGCACCUGGGCUAUGAAGUCAAGUAUGUUCGAAAUUUCACAGAUGUAGAUGACAAGAUUAUCAAAAAAGCCAAUGAGCUUAGCGAGGACCCAUUAUCUUUGAGUGCGCGGUUUUGCGAAGAGUUUCUUGUUGAUAUGGCGGAUCUUCAGUGCUUGCCACCUAGUGAGCAACCCCGUGUUUCAGAUCAUAUGGAUCAAAUAAGGGAUUUGAUUGAAAGGAUAAUUAGCAAUGAUUGUGCUUACGCUCUUGAUGGGGAUGUGUAUUUUGCUGUUGAUAAUUUUCCGAGUUAUGGGCGGCUAUCAGGAAGAAAGCUUGAAGACAAUAGGGCUGGUGAGCGGAUUACUGUUGAUUCAAGGAAGCGGAAUCCAGCUGAUUUUGCCUUGUGGAAGGCUGCUAAGCCAGGGGAGAUUAGUUGGGACAGUCCUUGGGGUCCCGGAAGACCAGGAUGGCACAUCGAGUGCAGUGCUAUGAGCGCAGCCUAUUUAACUGAAAAGUUUGAUAUCCAUGGUGGUGGGAUGGAUCUGAUAUUUCCUCACCAUGAAAAUGAAAUUGCCCAGAGUUGUGCCGCAUGCCCAAAUAGCAGCAUCAAUUACUGGAUGCACAAUGGAUUCGUCACAGCUAAUGAUGAAAAAAUGUCUAAAUCAGUUGGAAACUUCUUCACUAUUCGCGAGGUCACCAAGGCUUACCAUCCGCUUGCCUUGAGGCAUUUUUUGAUGGGGACACAUUAUCGGUCUCCUGUCAAUUACUCAAUUGCUCAAAUCGAGAUUUCCUCCGAGUCUGUCUUUUAUAUAUAUCAGACCUUGGAAGACUGUGAGAAUGCCAUCACACAGUUUAAAGAAGAGCUCCAAACUAGUGGCAGGAAAUAUAUUGCUACGGAUGCUACCCAAGAAGGCGUUAAGAAGCUGAGAUGUCACUUUGAACAAAAGAUGUGCGAUGAUUUGCACACACCUACUCUACUGAACGCUGCUCUUAUAGAGGCCCUAAGACUGAUGAACACAAAUUUGUCCAUGCUCAAGAAGAAGCUUCAAAAGCCACAAAAGCUGGCUUACGUUCAGUCACUUGUUGAGUUGGAGAAAGAAAUAAAAGUCGUUUUGGAUGUGUUAGGACUUUUAUCCUCUUUAAGAUAUACUGAGGUUCUGAAUCAGUUAAAAGAGAAAGCAUUAAAGAGGGCUGGAUUAACUGAAGAAGAUAUAUUGAAACGAAUAGAGGAACGCUCAUCGGCCAGGAAGAGUAAAGAUUUUAAGUUAGGUGAUCAGAUCAGGCACGCUUUGACUUUAAAGGGAAUCGCACUGAUGGAUGUUGGCAAGGACACCAUUUGGCGCCCGUGUAUUCCUGAAGAACCAGACACCCCAUUAGAUGGUGAAGCGCAAGGCCCAACAAACACACCAGGGACUCUCUGAGCCGACAGAUGUGAUGAAAUCUUGAUAUCCCUUUCUUUGGGACUUCUAACUUAUAUCUGUGAACUAUAAACUAUGUGGUAAGAGUUAUGAUUACCUGUGUUAUAUUUUGGUCAUAUGUAGCAAAGCCUUGUUUGGUUUGUAAACUCCGGCAAUAGACUUAGAGAUGCAAUAGUAAUUUUAUUUUAACCUCGUUCUAUUAUAAUUUUAAUAUACAAACACAAACGGAUUUGAUCAUA
Erigeron canadensis is the source of this 1881-nucleotide messenger RNA. RefSeq names its product cysteine--tRNA ligase 2, cytoplasmic-like. The record is from RefSeq and is a predicted model, not a curated record. The transcript has 9 exons. Gene Ontology annotation, biological process: cysteinyl-tRNA aminoacylation. The coding region runs from base 68 to 1645 and encodes 525 amino acids. Lineage: Eukaryota; Viridiplantae; Streptophyta; Magnoliopsida; Asterales; Asteraceae. Gene Ontology annotation, cellular component: cytoplasm. Gene Ontology annotation, molecular function: ATP binding; cysteine-tRNA ligase activity.